Plasmodium gonderi is the source of this 1935-nucleotide messenger RNA. Its product is annotated as WD-repeat potein. The transcript has 12 exons. Lineage: Eukaryota; Apicomplexa; Aconoidasida; Haemosporida; Plasmodiidae. The coding region runs from base 1 to 1935 and encodes 644 amino acids. The record is from RefSeq and is a predicted model, not a curated record. Gene Ontology annotation, molecular function: protein binding.
AUGUCUAAUAAAAUACAAAUGCUAAACCCAAAAAAGGAGAGAAGUUCAGAAAAUAAAAGGACAAUAGUAAACAAAAUGGAAAAGGAGGAAUACAAUGCAACAUCAUUAAUAGAAAACAUAGUAGAUAACAAGGAAAAAAAGACAAAUAAGAACGAAAAUGUGCAAACUGAACAAAUUAAAAAAUCAUACGAAGAUGACUCAAGUUUAGAAUCUGACAGUGAUAACUCGGAAAAAUUUGAAAAGUUGCUAAAAAAUGCUAAAGUAGUUAAUAUUUCAAGUUUCAAUAAAAAUGAAUCAAAUUCAGGAGAAGGAAGCUCAAGAACUUCCCCACUUGAUGAAAAGCAUUUUCCUAUGGCCCUAUCUUUCACAUACAACUUCAUGCUUGAAUAUGGAUUCAUAGAAUCGCUUGAAGUGUUUGAGAGAGAAUAUAUUAAAAAAUUUGGUGAAGACAUGAACAAGUUGAGAAAAACGGAGUAUGAAAACAUAUUUACCCAAAAUGAACUUUUAAGAAAUGAUUUUAUGAAUCAUGAAAAAUUAACAAAAGAAGUUCAACAAUCUUUGGAAGUUGCAAAUAAAAAAAUUCAAAAGACAAUAAAAGAAAGAGAUUAUUAUUUAAUGCACCAUAAACGAGUUCUGCAGGAAAAGGAAACUCUAAAUAAGGAAAUACAAAAACAAAAAAAAGAAAUAGAAAAAUUUCAAAAUUCUGUAGAUGAAAUAAAAACCAAAUACGAAUCUGCUGUUAAAGAAAAAAUGUUAGUUAUUCUGGAAAAAGAAAAGAGGGACACAAAAAUCGAAGGAUUAAAUAAAUAUAUAGAAAAACUAAAAGAUUUGUUAGGAAAUAAUACAUUAGAUAGUUCUAUAACUACCAUUUCCUCGAUAAGCUCAAAGAGAACAAAUACAUGGCAAAAUACUGCAUCAAAGCAAGAGAAAAAUAAUUUAGCAAAAAUAAACGAGAAAAAGGAAGACUCCCCAUGGCCUAGCAAUGAAAGUCCCCCUUAUGAACCUAAUAACAAUGAAGAUAGGGAAAAUUCUAAUUUAUGUAUUUCUUCAUUAAGUAUUGAAAAAUCUUUUAAUGCUCAUGAUAGUGCAGUGUUGGGCCUUGCAUACAACGAUAAAGUUCAUUUAUUAGCUACUGGAGGUGAUGAUGGAAAAUGGAAAACAUGGAGUGUAACUAAUUAUGAAUUGGUGAUGGCUUCACAAGCUCACAAAAAAUGGGUAGGCGAUAUUUGCUUUAAUAAAGAUGGGAAUAUCUUAUGUACUUGUGGCGGAGAUGCUAAAAUAAAAAUGUGGGAUAUGAUUAAGGAAAAAUGUGUUCACAUUUUUAAAAAUUCAACAGGACCUGUGUGGAGUUUGUCAUUCCAUUAUGAAGGAAAUUUUUUUGCAUCCGCAUCUAUGGACCAGACAAUUAGAAUAUUCGAUAUAAACAGUUUAAGACAAAGGCAAAUUUUAAGGGGGCACGUUGACAGUGUAAAUUCUGUUAACUUUCAUCCAACGUCUAGAAUUCUCGUUAGUGCAUCUGUUGAUAAAACGGUAUCAAUUUGGGAUAUGCGAAGUGGCCUGUGUGAGAACACUUUCUAUGGACAUCAUUUCCCAUGCAACUAUUCUAACUUCAACGCAGAUGCAUAUUGGGUAUAUUCUUGUGAUUCUGGUGGCGUUGUUAAAAUUUGGGACAUCCGAACAAAUAGUUGCUUCAUAAAUAUAGAUGCAGGACCAUCAAGUGCAAAUAAAUGUCCAAUGGAUAAGCAGAAUAAACACUUGUUUAUAGCCUCAGAUGAUCAUACAAUAAAAAUAUUUAAUGUCUUAGAAAAGAAAUUCAUUCGAGCGUUAAAGCACGAAUUCCCAAUAAAGAACGUUUUAUUAGAAAAUAACAAAUUGUUCUGUUCCCUCUCUUCUGGCGGAAUAUGCACUUGGGAACAAGGAGAGGAUAACUUUUGA